This is a messenger RNA of Durusdinium trenchii, 396 nucleotides long. NCBI's taxonomy places the organism in Eukaryota, Dinophyceae, Suessiales, Symbiodiniaceae. The record is from the annotation of a GenBank genome assembly.
AUGUACGUGAGGACUUGGUGGCUCACCCUCGUUCUAGGCGCUGCGGGUGAGGCGUGCACGCCAGUCCGGAGCGCUGGGCUCCUGCAGAAGGCCGCCAGGCACCGCUCCGCCGGAGGUGUGCGUGCCGUCAACUACGGCCUCCCCGGUUGCCUUUGUGUGGGCGUUGACGGCGUAAACAGGACCAAGCGCCAGGAGCCCUUCAUCGGAGCGCAUUGCGACAACUGGACCGGGCCAUGUAAGCAGGAGCCCUGCGAGCGCUGGUGCUUCGUAGACCCAUGCCAAUGCAACGUCUCGAGCCGCGAGUCGGCCGCCACCGAGUCACCACUCUUCGCCUCCUCAAUGCUCACCGAUGCCAGGCCCUUUCCCAUAACGCCGCCGUCCAGAAUGUGGUGGUGA